UCUCGUCCACUGCGCCCGGUCGCUGUUGCUGGCCUCGUUCCUUCGCGUUUGUGUCUAGUAACUCACACAAGAUUUAGCGGCGUCUCAACAGCCUCCCUUACCUUCUACAACAGACACCACACGCAACGACAAACUCAACUGCCCACCAUGCCCCCACCACCAAAACGCAAGUGGCCUCGCGGUAGAGGAGGCGGAGGAGCCGGUGGCGGCGCCGCAGACCGUGCAAAUGGCGGUGCAUCAACACCUGGAACGUCUACGCCUCGCUUUUCCAUGUCACAGCAGCCGAAACGCCCAAAGAUGGAGGAUACCCAGCCCAAGCCUGAUGCUCGCGUCGACGUGCGACAGAUGUACUCUACAGCAGCAGGCGAGGCGGCGCCAAAGCCCUUUUCCGAGCUGAAGAACAGGCUACACAAGGGGCUGCUUGACGGCUUGGACAAGAUGGGAUUCGAAUACAUGUCCCCCGUCCAGCAAAAGGUCCUGACCGAACUACCCUCAUUUUCAUCAGACUGUGUUGUACAGGCAAAGACGGGCACGGGCAAGACGGUGGCGUUCCUGCUCCCCGCGAUCCAGAACCUCCUGGCCGGCAAUAUGCCCCCGAGAGGCAAGGUCGCUAUCCUCGUCAUCUGCCCUACUCGCGAGCUGGCUCUGCAGAUUGCAAAGGAGUGCAAUGGUGUGACUGCGUGUCUGCCACGGAAGAUGGAGUGCCACACUGCGUUUGGCGGUACCUCGCGUGCCUCGAACCUCCGGGCUUUCAUGAAUGGCAAUCCUACUGUUCUGGUGGCUACGCCUGGAAGGCUGGAUGAUAUUCUGGGCGAAGAGGAGGUGCGCGAGAAGUUUACUCAUCUGAAGACGGUGGUCCUAGACGAGGCCGAUCAGAUGCUGGACGCCGGAUUUGCCCCUGCAGUCAAGCAGAUCUUGAGGCGCAUACCGCCAAAGAGCGAUGGCUGGCAGGGAAUGUGCUUCUCUGCCACGCUGCCCGAGCAAGUACUGGACAUUGCCAAGAUUGUCUUGUUCCCUGGCUACACACAUCUCUCGACGGUGGAUCCUAACGAAGUACCCACGCAUGAGCGUGUCCCGCAAUUCUCCUUUACCGUCCCUACCGUCGGCCAAACAUUCCCCGCGCUCUCAGCGCUGAUCGAGGAGGAGUACAACCAGAACCCUACCGACUUCAAGGCUAUUGUCUUUGGCACAACAGCAAACGGCGUGGGCCUGCUCUACGACCUGUACCGGAAUGCGCUGCCUCAGUUCCGGCUGUUCGAGCUGCACAGUCGCAUGUCGCAACCCGCUCGGACGCGGACGACCCAGGACUUCAAAGAGGCUUCAAGCGGAAUUCUGUUUGCCUCGGACGUAGUGGGACGUGGUAUGGAUUUCCCCAACGUUGGUCUCGUCAUCCAAAUUGGCCUUCCGUCGAGCACCGAGCAGUACGUACACCGAGUCGGGCGUACAGCGCGUGCGGGAAAAGACGGACGCGCUGUUCUCAUUCUCUUUGAGCAGGAGUCGUUCUUCCCGCACAUCAACAAGACACUGCCCAUCAAGCCGUACCCCGUCGAUAUCGUGUCGCGGCUGCCCACGCACGAGGCCAACAUUGAGCGAGCCUUUGUCAACGUCGACGAGGUGUCAAAGUCAAAGGCGUACCAGGCGUUCCUGGGCUACAACAAGACAUUUCUCAAGAAGCUGAAGCUGACGACGACCGAGUUGGUUCGUCUGGCAAACGACUAUGCGCAUUCCAUGGGGUGCCCUGAGCCGCCCCUGAUGGAGAAAUCGACAGUCGGCAAGAUGGGCUUGAAGGGUGUGCCUGGCCUGAGGAUUGGGUCGCGAAAGCCGUAGCAGUAUCAAGUGUCCGAUCUCUGCUACGAACCAGAGUCUUACAUUUGAUUGGACAUGGGGCAAAACAAAAAAUUUCCUCAUUGGGGCGUUGUCCGGUAUGUGCGUUUUAUAUAUACAUAUAUAGAAGGGGAAUGACUCACUCGAUCAUCAUGUCUAUGGGCCUCGGGGUCCGUCAUCACGAUGGAAAUGAAUGAAUGGAUUCAAAGUCACGGGUUUUUAGAAGGAUAAAGGGGAAAUGGGGAGGGACACAGGAUGGCAUAGCUUGUAGCACUUGGGGUAUACCCAGAUGACCCUUUCUUCUCGAAACGAAAUAGAUUUCUG
Exserohilum turcica Et28A is the source of this 2148-nucleotide messenger RNA. RefSeq lists its product as uncharacterized. The record is from RefSeq and is a predicted model, not a curated record. Gene Ontology annotation, cellular component: mitochondrion. Gene Ontology annotation, molecular function: nucleic acid binding; ATP binding. Lineage: Eukaryota; Fungi; Ascomycota; Dothideomycetes; Pleosporales; Pleosporaceae. The transcript is spliced from 2 exons. The coding region runs from base 148 to 1827 and encodes 559 amino acids.